Molecule: messenger RNA, 975 nt
Organism: Blepharisma stoltei
Lineage: Eukaryota; Ciliophora; Heterotrichea; Heterotrichida; Blepharismidae
Source: the annotation of a GenBank genome assembly
AUGUCCAAAAGUCUAAAGCCGAGCUCAGAGAAAGCGCAAGAAGAAAAUAUUCGAAUAUCCCCUAUGAUAAUUCCAAAGGUGAUAAGAGUUGUUAAUUGUUAUUCAUCUCUUAUAGAAACAGAUGUAUUGCCUCCUCCGUUUAGUCUUGACUCAGAUCAUGAAACUUUGAAACCAAAGAAAAGCUAUAAGAAGAAAAUUCGUGUUGCCAAAGACUCAGUUGAAGAUGCCUAUUUAAAUAGUGCGCUUGAUUUUUUAACCAGCAUAGAAACUGCCAUUACUCCUGAAAAUCAGUCAUCAGAUGGCAGCGCUUCAGAUUAUUCUGAUCAUGGAGAAAAUUCAACUAUUGUGAGGAACGCAAAGGAGAAACAAAAAUCGUUUAAGCAUUGUCUAAGUCCUCUGGAUAUGUCUAGAUGACCUCAGAUUGACUUGAGUGAUGCCCCCACCACAAUAAAGAAUUCUCCUUUAAAAGACAGUUUAAAUCAAGAAUUCAGAGAAAAAUAUCCCUUUUUAGACAGUAGAUUAACUCUUUGUAAAAUUGUAAGUGUGAGAGAAAACAUCAUUUUUUGACUCUGCAAAAAUUUUGAUAUUGAGGUCUGCACGAUUUCAAUAGCUUGAACACUUUUCCAAAGACUUCUCAGCAUGAAUGUGGUCUCAUUUGACUAUAUAAAGCUCUACGGAGGGAUUUGUGUAUUAUUAGCUUAUAAAUUUAAUGAAGAAACCCAUCUAGAUAUCGCAAAAGAGCAGCUGAGACUAAUAAUCAAAGCUGUUUGUAAUAUAGAUAAAAACGAGAAUUUACAGACAAGAGAGAUCGCCAAAUGGGAGUUUAAGGUAUAUUCACAUUUAAGCUUCUCUCUUUUGCUUGAUCCUGACGAAUAUGAAGGCAGUUUUAAUUAUAUUCUUGGCAGAUUGCAUGUGACUGCUGAAGAAUACUUAACUGAGUCUCCAAAUCUCAACCCCAGAAGUCCUAUUAUUUAG